This is a messenger RNA of Cannabis sativa, 1480 nucleotides long. RefSeq lists its product as uncharacterized. The record is from RefSeq and is a predicted model, not a curated record. Lineage: Eukaryota; Viridiplantae; Streptophyta; Magnoliopsida; Rosales; Cannabaceae. Bases 392 to 1372 code for a protein of 326 amino acids. Gene Ontology annotation, biological process: chloroplast fission. The transcript is spliced from 7 exons.
UUUUUUGUGUGUUAAUGAGAAAUUGAAAGCCAUUUGAGAAGAUAAAAUAGCCAUCGUCCUCAUUAUCAUAUAACUCAUAAUCCAAUUCCAAGCUCUUCUCCAAUGGCUUCCAUUUGGUGCCACUCACUAACACUCCUCCCCAUUCACAAAUCAUCAUCAUCAUCAUUAUCAAAUCCCACCUUAGUUUUUCCAUCCCUCGCCAAAAUUUCUAAACCCAACUCAUUUUCUCGACCUCUUAUCAAGUUAUGCAGCUCCGGUAACGGUGCCACGAAUCCAACGACGUCCUCUUCCACUGUCCCAGACGAAGAAGAAGCUCAGAAUUUACCCACCGAGUUGUCCAUGAGUAUAGAUAAUCUUCUCAGCUUCUUCAAUAUCAAUUUGGGUCAUUGGAAUGGUUCUUUCUUUCAAUUUGAUGCUGGGGGAAAACUACUGCAUAAAUUGGAUACUAAGCUUGCAGUUAGCUCUUAUGGGGAGGAUGACCUCGCCAGCCUUAUUCAAACAUUAUACAUUAAACUACCCCCAUCAACAGUCUCUGGGUCUGAGGAUGAUGAUGAUGAGCUGGAAUGGGCAGAAUACAAGAUCAAAGAAACUAAUAUGUUUACUGUGGAUAAAUAUCAACAGCCUGCAGAUUGGCUACUUUCCCAAUGAGAAAGCAUUUUCUCUGAGGUACCAAACUGCUGGAAUGCUAGAAACCGUGCUUCGACAAGGGGUUCUAGGGGAAGAUGAUAUUGGCGAAGAAUCACCUAGAAAUCUAAAGCUUCCUUCCCGUCGCCCUUCCAUAGUAUGUGAAAGUUGCUUGUAUUCAUUGGAGAAAGACAUGAGAGCAAGAGCAUUCCAUAUCAUGGACCCGAAAGGUGUUGUUGAAAUGCUUCUUAUUUUCCUUGAGGAAAGAGGCGAAGGGUUGCUCGAUCAUCCUUCAAUUAGUCAUACUACGGCGGACAACACAGACAGGGUUUCACCAUUUCUUGGUAGGUGGAAAGGUCAUUCCUUAACAAAGCGAAGUGGCGUUUAUGGAGCCACAAUUGCUGAAGCUGACACAGUAGCAUCACUUGAAAUGGAUGACAAGGGUAAACUUAUUCAGAAUAUGGCUUCAACAUCUGCUGGGGGCGAUGUAACCACAUCGGUGCCAUGGACCGGUGUCAUGCUUAACAAUAUGGUUAUCUUCGAGGGAGGUUACCAAAUCACGCUGUUGCCCGGUGGAAUGUACAUGGGGAGCCCUUGUGAUGUGUCGAGGAGCGUUGCAGAGUCCAAGUCAUUCCAUUUGGAGUUCUGUUGGCUCGAAUCGCCUGGUAAGAGACAGAGGUUAGUUCGAACUUACGAUGUUGAAGGCUUGGCAGUUUCAUCUACUUACUUUUAUGAGACCAAAAUUUGACAUUUUAUAAGAACAGAAAAUAGACUCAAUUUGGUUUUGUACUUGUGUAAUCAUUGGAAGAAGUUGCUUGCUUAUGAUGAUCAUUGCCAAUUUUCAUAGAUGGUUAAA